Messenger RNA from Arvicola amphibius (Eurasian water vole), 1041 nucleotides. RefSeq names its product opsin 1, short wave sensitive (gene Opn1sw). Gene Ontology annotation, cellular component: photoreceptor outer segment; membrane. NCBI's taxonomy places the organism in Eukaryota, Metazoa, Chordata, Mammalia, Rodentia, Cricetidae. The transcript has 5 exons. The coding region runs from base 1 to 1041 and encodes 346 amino acids. Gene Ontology annotation, biological process: phototransduction; G protein-coupled receptor signaling pathway; visual perception. Gene Ontology annotation, molecular function: G protein-coupled receptor activity. The record is from RefSeq and is a predicted model, not a curated record.
AUGUCAGGGGAGGAAGAGUUCUACCUGUUCCGCAAUAUCUCCUCCGUGGGGCCCUGGGAUGGGCCUCAGUACCACAUUGCUCCCGUCUGGGCCUUCCGCCUCCAGGCAGCCUUUAUGGGGUUUGUCUUCUUCGCAGGGACCCCACUCAAUGCCAUAGUGCUGGUGGCCACACUGCGUUACAAAAAGCUGCGGCAGCCCCUCAACUACAUCCUGGUCAACAUAUCCCUCGGGGGCUUCCUCUUCUGCAGCUUCUCUGUCUUCACUGUCUUUAUCGCCACCUGUCACGGAUACUUCCUCUUUGGCCGCCAUGUUUGUGCUCUGGAGGCCUUCCUGGGCUCUGUAGCAGGUCUAGUGACAGGAUGGUCUUUGGCUUUCCUGGCUUUGGAGCGCUACAUUGUCAUCUGUAAGCCCUUUGGCAGCUUCCGCUUCAGCUCCAAGCAUGCACUGAUGGUGGUCCUGGUUACUUGGAUCAUUGGUAUCGGAGUGUCCAUCCCACCCUUCUUUGGCUGGAGCAGGUUCAUCCCUGAGGGCCUGCAAUGCUCCUGCGGCCCGGACUGGUACACGGUUGGCACCAAGUAUCGAAGCGAGUACUACACCUGGUUCCUCUUCCUGUUCUGUUUCAUCGUGCCUCUUACCCUCAUCUGCUUCUCCUAUUCGCAGUUGCUGAGGACUCUCAGAGCUGUGGCAGCUCAGCAGCAAGAGUCAGCUACGACCCAGAAGGCUGAACGGGAGGUGAGCCACAUGGUGGUGGUGAUGGUGGGAUCCUUCUGUCUCUGCUACGUGCCCUAUGCUGCCCUGGCCAUGUACAUUGUCAACAACCGUAACCAUGGGCUAGACUUACGGCUCGUCACCAUCCCUGCCUUCUUCUCCAAGAGCUCAUGUGUCUACAAUCCCAUCAUCUACGGCUUCAUGAAUAAGCAGUUCCGGGCCUGCAUCCUGGAGAUGGUGUGCAGGAAGCCCAUGAAUGACGAAAGCGAGAUGCCUGGCUCUCAGAAAACAGAAGUUUCUACUACCUCUUCUAGCAAAGUCGGCCCUCACUAA